Molecule: messenger RNA, 3411 nt
Organism: Protobothrops mucrosquamatus (brown spotted pit viper)
Lineage: Eukaryota; Metazoa; Chordata; Lepidosauria; Squamata; Viperidae
Gene: SETDB1
Product: SET domain bifurcated histone lysine methyltransferase 1
Exons: 21
Coding region: 1-3411 (1136 amino acids)
Biological process (GO): negative regulation of gene expression; heterochromatin organization
Cellular component (GO): nucleus
Molecular function (GO): histone H3K9 methyltransferase activity; protein binding; zinc ion binding
Source: RefSeq, a predicted model, not a curated record
AUGUUUCCCGCGCGGCCCGCUCUCCCAGGGGCGCAUGCGUAUAAUUUCACACCCGCCCUCGUCCGGGGUUCGGCCGCCAUGGCGGAGUCCGAGGACAUAGAAGAGCUUCAGCGGGAGGUGGUGGAAGAGAUGGGCAUCUCCCUGGAAGACCUCAAGCAGCUGAUUGAAGAGGAGCUGGAGAAAUCCGAGUACGUCAAGCAGCGGAAGAAGGAGCUAGAACGCCUGGAGGACUGUGUGAAGCAGAAGGAGGCUGAAGUGGCCCAUGUGGACCAGCUCCUUGAAAACGCGGUGAAGGCGGUGGAUAAAUGCGAGGUGCUGGUCAAAGACAUCUACGUCAACCUGGGGCUGGAAUAUCGAGAGUCGGACUCCGACUCGGAGAACAGCUCCGGCAAACCCAUGGAAGUGAUUGAAAUCCCCGACGAAGAUGACGAUGACAUCAUGAGCGUAGACUCAGAUCCGAGUAACAAAAUUGCAAAAGACCAGACCCUGCUCCGAGAAGCCAUGGCUGCCAUGAGGAAAUCCGCUCAAGACGUUCAGAAGUUCAUGGACGCGGUGAACAAGAAGACGGGCAGCCUGGAGUCCCAGAGAGGAUUACAGCAUGGCAGCCCUGGCUGUGAACUCACCCACGAUGGUGACCUGACGGUUGGUGACCGUGUCCUGGGGAAGAAACGCACAAAGACCUGGCAUAAGGGCACCUUGAUUGCCAUCCAGACAGUGGGUCCUGGGAAGAAAUACAAGGUAAAAUUCGACAAUAAAGGGAAGAGUUUGCUGUCGGGCAACCACAUUGCUUACGACAGCCACCCGGUGCCCGAGAGGCUGAAUGUCGGCAGCCGGGUUGUGGCCAAAUACAAAGAUGGCAACCAGGUCUGGCUGUACGCUGGAAUCGUGGCCGAGAUGCCCAACGUCAAGAAUAAGAUGAGGUUCCUGAUUUUCUUCGACGAUGGCUACGCCUCCUACGUCAUUCAGCACGAGCUUUAUCUCGUCUGCAGAUCACUCAAAAAGGCCUGGGAGGACAUUGAGGACGUCUCCUGCCGGGAUUUCAUCGAGGAGUACGUCACCGCCUACCCCAACCGGCCGAUGGUGCUGCUCAAGACCGGGCAGCAGAUCAAGACCGAGUGGGAGGGGACCUGGUGGAAAUCACGCGUGGAGGAGGUGGACGGAAGCCUGGUCAAAAUCCUCUUCAUGGUAGGAGGGGCCCAGGAUGACAAACGUUGCGAGUGGAUCUACCGGGGCUCCACCCGCCUGGAGCCCAUGUUCAGCAUGAAGACGUCCACAGCGUCCACCCACGACAAGAAACAGGGCGGGCAAAUGAGGAUGCGGCCCAACGUGGGGGCCGUGCGGACCAAGGGCCCAGUGGUGCAGUACAUCCACGACCUGACCGGAACCAGCCCUCAGCAGCAGCUCCAGCCUGCAGAGCCCCCAGUUCCCAUCACCACUGCCCAGCCGGUGCCCCUCUUCUUUGGGGAGACAGACUCGGAGAGCCAGCUUGCUCAGGCGAAAAAACAGCAGGUGGCCAAGAAAAGCACCUCGUUCUUACGGCCCGGCUCGGUCGGAUCAGGCCUGUCCCCCCCAGCCUCUCCCGUCCUGAGCGAAACGCCGCCCGUCGGCCGGACAGGAGUGACCCAGCAGUUCAGGUUCUCCGGGGCGCAGCCCCCCCCGGCGGGCACGGUGCCCUCCUUCCACAGCAUGCUGGAGCGGGUGCCCAGCGAGCCCUCCUACCGGGCGCCCCUGGAGAAGCUCUUCUACCUGCCCCACGUCUGCAGCUUCAAGUGCCUGAGCCGGGUGCGCCCCGGCCGUCCGGACCUGCACCGCAGCCGCAACCCGCUGCUGAUCCCGCUGCUGCACGACUUCCGGCGCAUGACGGCCCGGCGGCGCAUCAACCGCAAGACGGGCUUCCACGUGGUGUACAAGACGCCCUGCGGGCUGUGCCUGCGCGGCAUGGGGGAGAUCGAGCGCUACCUCUUCGAGACGGAGUGCAACUUCCUCUUCCUGGAGAUGUUCUGCCUGGACCCCUACGUGCUGGUGGACCGGCGCUUCCAGCCCUACAAGCCCUUCUACUACAUCGCGGACAUCACCAAGGGCCGGGAGGACGUGCCCCUCUCCUGCGUCAACGAGAUCGACAGCACCCCGCCGCCCCAGGUGGCCUACAGCAAGGAGCGCCUGCCCGGGAAGGGGGUCUUCAUCAACACCGGCCGGGAGUUCCUGGUGGGCUGCGACUGCGAGGACGGCUGCAGGGACAAAUCGAAAUGCGCCUGUCACCAGCUGACGCUCCAGGCCACGGCUUGCACUCCCGGCGGGCAGCUCAACCACAACUCUGGCUACCAGCACAAGCGGCUGGAGGAAUGUCUUCCCACGGGGGUGUACGAGUGCAACAAGGGCUGCAGGUGCAAUUUGAACAUGUGCACCAACCGCCUGGUCCAGCACGGCCUGCAAGUCCGGCUGCAGCUCUUCAAGACGCAGAACAAAGGCUGGGGCAUCCGAUGCCUGGACGACAUCGCCAAGGGCUCCUUCGUCUGCAUCUACGCCGGGAAGAUCCUGACGGACGACUUUGCGGAUAAGGAGGGCCUGGAGAUGGGGGACGAGUAUUUCGCCAACCUGGACCACAUCGAGAGCGUGGAGAACUCGAAGGAGGGCUACGAGAGCGAGGCCAAGUGCUCCUCGGACAGCAGCGGCGUCAACCUGAAGGAUGACGAGGAGCCCAGCCACACCGGCCGGGUCUACGGCUACAACCCCAACCCGCCCAUGCCCGAAGGGGCCCGGCGGCCCCCCAGCAAGACCACCUUGCACCAGAGCCGCAGGCACUCCGAGGGGCAGAAUCCUGACGUGAGUGACGUGCUGAUGCUCUCCAGCAGCACCGACAGCGACGGCGACAACGUCCGGCUGACCCCGGUGCCCGUCCAGGUCAACCCCAACGACAGCGACGACAUCCAGACCAUCUCCUCCGGCUCGGAGGAAGAAGGGGCCGCCCACGAGGAGAAGAAGAGCGUGCCUUCCCGGCUGGGGCAGGUAAAGAGGCAGGUGGCGGUGAAAUCCACCCGGGGCUUCGCCUUGAAAUCCACGCACGGCAUCGCCAUCAAGUCCACCAACUUGGCCUCCGGGGAGGGCGCGGCCCUCCGCAGGAACACGCGCCAGUUCUACGACGGGGAGGAGUCCUGCUACAUCAUCGACGCCAAGCUGGAGGGCAACUUGGGCCGCUACCUCAACCAUAGCUGCAGCCCCAACCUCUUCGUCCAGAACGUCUUCGUGGACACGCACGACCUCCGCUUUCCCUGGGUGGCCUUCUUCGCCAGCAAGAGAAUCCGGGCUGGGACGGAGCUCACCUGGGAUUACAACUACGAAGUAGGAAGUGUCGAAGGCAAAAAACUCUUGUGUUGUUGUGGUGCCAUCGAAUGCCGAGGCCGCUUGUUGUAA